Messenger RNA from Prorocentrum cordatum, 1482 nucleotides. The record is from the annotation of a GenBank genome assembly. NCBI's taxonomy places the organism in Eukaryota, Dinophyceae, Prorocentrales, Prorocentraceae.
AUGAAUCUGCCGCCCUGCCGCAACCGCGGGGCUCAAGCUUUAAAGGAGGGGGGGGGCAUCGCACCGCGCAGGCUUCGUGCAUCCCCGACCUGCCCCUCGCUAUCGCGCAGUGGGCGGGGCAGGCGACCUUCGCGUGGCUCGCCUCCUGCCCUCGCUGCCCCGACGCCGAGUGCGGCACCGUGGUGUGCUCAGAGAUGCACUGUGCAGCCGUCCCACCGUGCCCUGCAUGCCCAGCGAGUCGGUGUGUUCAGAAGGGCCGCCCGUUCUCUUGCCAGUCUGGAGUUGGCUGAGCCUUCCCUUCCUCAUCCUGGUGAGCGGCACCGUGGGAACAGUCGUGACCGCCUGCAGCCUGGGAGGGACCUAGGCGCUCUGGUUUGCGUGUCGUCGGUGUGCCCCUCGCAGCUCAGAUGGCGGCGGCAGUACUGGCUCCCGUUCUCAGGCCCUGGCUGUGGUUCCGCUACCAGGGGGAGGACCCGUGGGAGGACCCGUGCCACCAGCGUCGCGUCGUCGGGGUGCUGGCCUCGUCGGCGACGCAAGCGACUGACCCCGACGAGGUCAUCGGAGUCUCGCCCGACAGAAACCCCGAGCAGAUCGAUCUCUCGGGAGCCUCGCGCGACAUCGAGGCGUGGCGUUGGUCUGAUGCCUGACGUUCACCACCUCCUGGAGUCCCUCGGAAUCGGGUCUACAGGUUCGACAGGGAGCGUGACGCGGUGGCGCUGGCGAGCCUGGUCGCCGCCGCGGUCACGUUUUGCGACGCCACCUGCACCGCGCGCGAGCAGGCGGGUGGGCAGCCGGGGGUGGUGCCCGCCUCGGGCAGCCUGGUCCACUCGGUCUGGCCCGCCCCAGUUGCUGGAGCUGCUGCAGCGGCCGCCGUCCUGGCGCCACCCGCCGCCGCGCUGGCCCUCCCAGGUCCCGGGGCCCUCGCCGGCGGCGGCACCCCCGGCCCUGCCGCCCGUGGCGGACGCGGCCGCCCCGCUCGCCCUCGGGGCGGCGGGCCCCGUCGGGCUGGUUGCCGCCGUGGCGCCCGCCCCCUUGGCCGCGAGCCAUGGCGUUCUGGCGGCUGCGCCCGUGGCGGCGCCGGCAGCGGCUCCGGCCCCGGGGGCUCCCCUGGCCGCGCCGCUGGUUGCCGCUCCCGCCCCUGUGCCGUACCUCGUGCUGGUCUCGGUCGAGACGACGGCCUACGGGUUUCGAGGAUCGCUCAUCACGGCGAACGGUUCCGAGGUCAUAAAGGGCGACAUCGGCACGCACACGGACCCGCGGCACGGCGCCCUCCUCGCGCGCCGCCUCCGCUCGGACUUCGUGCAGUUCAGAGGGCUCGAGGCCGCAGGUGAUGCUUGUCUUCUGGCCGUGAUCUCUCUGAACAGGGUACGCUGGAGACGUCUUUGGCGUGAUGUCGAGGCGUCCGUGACGGAGAUCCCUUUCCCCGACUGGGGGAUCGAUGGGGCCCUGCACCACGUUGUGGCGCUGCCGCUGGAUCGAUGA